This is a messenger RNA of Paramecium pentaurelia, 1707 nucleotides long. The record is from the annotation of a GenBank genome assembly. Lineage: Eukaryota; Ciliophora; Oligohymenophorea; Peniculida; Parameciidae.
AUGAGAAUUUUAAUAAUUAAUUGCUAUGAUAACAAAGACCUAGAAAAAUUUUAACAUUUCCAAUUUCAUGUCAUGAAAGUAACAUCUAAUACUAAUAUAGUAUUUAGCUGAAUAAAAAGAGUUAAUAGAUACAGAAAAUGAAUUUUAUGUUCGUAAUAGAGAUACUAUAGAAGACUUUCUAUAUGAAGUAGAAAGUUCUUAUGUAAAAAAGGAAGCAGCUCUAAAAUUCGAUCAACUUGAUGUCAUAUUCAUUAUUGGAGAUUGUCAUACACGACCUUGGGCUGUUCAUAUGGGUAUGAAUCUAAGGAUUAUAAUUAGCAAAAAUAUUGGUUUUGUUGAGAAUGUGUUUAAGAGUAUAGAAAUUACUAUUUGCUUCAGGGUUUGCCAUGUAAGCAUUAGUAUAUUUAUCAGCAUCUAAUAUUGAGAGAGUAAUAACUAUAUGUAAUAUAUAUUUAGCCUAUCAAUCUAAUCAAUUAGAAUGGUGGUAAAUUAUCAGAUCUAAGAGAGUUGAAAGUUCAAAUUUAGUAAAGUGAUAUGUUUUUGGAAAAUACAUCAGGAGAUUUAUAUGUUUUUAAUUAUGAAACUUCUGAAUGGAUUCCAAAAUUGAAUGUAGGAAUUCAUUUAAGAAGUGCAGCAUAAGAAUUCUAAUCAAUAGGAAAGUAUGUUGUUAAAGCUCCUAUUUACAAAUCUAAAUAAGUUGGGUCAUUUCUAAGUAAAAAUAAAAACACUGAAACUGUUGUUUCAAUAAGAAAUGUUUAUUUAUAACAUUGGGUAAUAUUAAUUAAAUUAAAACAACAAAGGCAUUUAAAGAUAUUGAAUCACGAUUUUUAGCACCGUUAUUGAAUAGAUGGGAUGUUCACAAUUUCUAAUUCAAUAAUUCUGAAAAGAAAUUUAUAUGUCUUGCAGAAAGUGAUGAAGGACCAUCAAUUAUUGAGUAUCCAAAAGCUUUAGCAUGUAUGUUUGAAAUUGAUACAAAGUAUCCCUUUACAAAUACUUUGCUUAAGAACUUUGUAUAAUAUGCUAUGUACAACAUUAAAAUUUCAAAGUAAGAAAAAACUUUAUAUUAUUUUAAGUUCCUCAAAACCUUUUGAUUCUAUUGAAAAUUAUCACAAAAUUAAUACAAAAUCAUCAUCUAUUUUAGAUCUUCUAAAAAACAAUAAUAAUUAGAAUCAAAAGAAAACUACUCUCGAAUUAAUGUAAAUAAGAGGUAAGAAUGGGAUAGCUUCACAUAGUCAACAAAAAUUAACAUAUGCUUAAGAAGAAUAAAAAUUACAAUAAAUGUAACACACUCUCAAAAGAAGAAGUAGUAUUGCUCAUGUAGGAUUUACUUUAAAUAAAAAUGUACCUAUUAAACCAGUAGAAAUUAAUGCUGUAGGGAAAAGAAGAAUAAAAUAUUAACAAGGACUAUAACAUUAAAGAAAGAUUAGUGCUGAUGAUGCAUAUUUAAAAUCAUAAAGAGAUAGUGAAAAUGAUGCUUUUAAUGAACCAUAAAUAAUAUAGAAAACUUAAACUCUUAAAACACCUAGUCAAUCAGAAAUAAGAAAAAUGUUACAUCCAGAAAUUUCUAAAUCGUGUUUGGAAAAUAAAGAAAUUUGGAUUCCAGGAUAUUUAUCAGAGUAUUAAAAAACUUAAGGUGAUAAACGAAUAAGUAAGAUUGGAGGAUCUUUUCAAUCAAAUUAAAAUACUUAAAGGAAGAGAUGGAUUUGA